Molecule: messenger RNA, 3396 nt
Organism: Oncorhynchus kisutch (coho salmon)
Lineage: Eukaryota; Metazoa; Chordata; Actinopteri; Salmoniformes; Salmonidae
Product: zinc finger protein 879-like
Exons: 3
Coding region: 91-987 (298 amino acids)
Biological process (GO): regulation of transcription by RNA polymerase II
Cellular component (GO): nucleus
Molecular function (GO): DNA-binding transcription factor activity, RNA polymerase II-specific
Source: RefSeq, a predicted model, not a curated record
AGACAUGACUAUGGUGGAUCCUCUGGGGAGCCUCAACAACAUCCUGAUGCUGACGAGACAGAGAAGAGUCUCUCCAUUUCAGAACACCAGAUGGACAACGCUAGCCCUUCCUCCCUCCCGGAGUCCCUGUAUCGUGCCUCUCCUGGUAGCACGUUACUCCUGGGUAUGAAGAGGUUGUCUGUGCUGCUGGUGGACUGCAGGAAAACAACAGGGCUGAGUGGAACUGUGAGAGGAGGAGAAGAGAAGAAAGGAUCAGAUUUGACACGUCAAAGAGGAAAACCAAACUUGGAGGAACCAAAGACCUCCACAACAUCAAGACGACACCUCUGCUCCCAGAUCAAGUUAGGAAGCCUGAAAAGACCUGAGAGGACACACACAGGAGAGAAGCCGUACCAUUGCACCCAGUGUGGAAAUAGUUUUAGCCGGUUAGGAAGCCUCAAAGCUCAUGAGCGAAUACACACGGGAGAGAAGCCAUACCAUUGCGGCCAGUGUGGAAAGAGUUUUAGCCUGUUAGGAAGCCUGAAAGCUCAUGAGCGAAUACACUCAGGAGAGAAGCCAUACCAUUGCGGCCAGUGUGGAAAUAGUUUUAACCAGUUAGGAAACAUGAAAAGACAUGGGAGAAUACACACAGGGGAGAAGCCAUACCACUGCUCCCAGUGUGGAAAGAGUUUUACGGCGUUAGUUAAGCUGGAAGCUCAUGAGCGAAUUCACACAGGGGAGAAGCCUUACUACUGUUCCCAUUGUGGAAAGAGUUUUAACCAUUUAGUUAACAUGAAAAGACAUGAGAGGAUACACACAGGAGCGAAGCCUCACCAUUGCUCCCAGUGUGGAAAGAGUUUUAAGCGGUUAGACACCCUCAAAGAUCAUUUGCGAAUACACACAGGGGAGAAGCCUUUCCGUUGCGCCCAGUGUGGAAAGAGUUUUAGCCGGUCAGGAAGCCUGAAAGAGCACGAGCGAAUUCACACAGGGGAGAAAUCUUACCACUGAUCCCAGCGUGCAAUGCGUUUUUACCCCAUUAGGACACCUGAAAGAAGACAUGAGACCGCACACGGGGGAGAAGCCUUACAAAUGUUCAGACUGGGGGGAAGGCAUUCUACUCAUCAGUAGUGUAAAAAACAUGUGCGAAUCCACACAGGAGAGAAUAAUGACUUCUCCUUGUGUGUAAAUGUAUAUUUCACAUCACAAUGACUUAAAAUUCAUCAGAGAACAUACACAGUGCUCCCAAUUGUCUUAUAUUGUUGACUGAGAAUGUGUUUACUUGUUUAUACCACAUGAAAUUGAAUGGUACAAAGUAUACUCAAAAAUACAUUUGUGUGUUUUUAUUAGAAAAUAUGAAUUGAAUAUUGUCGUGUCUUUGCCAUCAUUAAAAGUGAAGACUUAUUUUAUUAAGUCAAUUCUCUGUAAUUAUUAUUACGUGAUUAAACCAAUCAUGUACAUUUAAUUAACUAGGAAGUCGGGGCACCACGGAAAGACUUCAGAUUACAAAGUUAUACUUUUCCCAAUGUAACUCUUCUGAUAUUUUAUUAUCUUUUCAAUUCAUUUUAUAUUAAUGAAUUAUUCUUUAACUCACAUCAGUCUCAUUCCAAACGUCGUAAAUUGUUGGUUAUCUGCACGAACCCAGCCUUUUUUAAAUAAAUCAUCCAUACACCAAUUGGCUUAAUAAUUUAUUAACUAACUAAAUAAUCACAGAAAUGCGCAAACAAACAGUAGAUACUGGUUACUAACGAAUGAUAGGGAAGAUUCCCUACUGGGCUUGGUGGACAAAGGGAAGUGGGUGUGGACUGAGAAACAAACAGUAGAUACUGGUUACUAACGAAUGAUAGGGCAGAUUCCCUACUGGGCUAAGGCGAUAUGACGGCUUGGUGGACAAAGGGAAGUGGGUGUGGACUGAGAAACAAACAGUAGAUACUGGUUACUAACGAAUGAUAGGGAACAUUCCCUACUGGGCUAAGGCGAUAUGAUGGCUUGGUGGACAAAGGGAAGUGGGACUGAGAAAGAAGCGGGGUAGACAAAAGGGUUCAUUACACACAGUUGAUAAGUACAGUUGAAGUCGGAAAUGUACAUACAGUGGGGCAAAAAAGUAUUUAGUCAGCCACCAAUUGUGCAAGUUCUCCCACUUAAAAAUAUGAGAGAGGCCUGUAAUUUUCAUCAUAGGUACACUUCAACUAUGACAGACAAAAUGAGAAGAAAAAAAUCCAGAAAAUCACAUUGUAGGAUUUUUUAUGAAUUUAUUUGCAAAUUAUUGUGGAAAAUAAGUAUUCAGCUUACACCGAAGUAUGCGUUUUCUAAACUAUUCGCAAUCACAGCGCUCAGUCUGAAGAGGAUUUUUUUUUAGGAGGGACUUUUAUUCGUAACAAUAGGAUAGGCGGUUCCAUGACACCAGAUCAUGUCUGUGCCCUCGGGGACGGACCAAUGACUUAGUUACACUUUUAAAGGAAUACAAUUCUCUCACAUUAAAGGUUUAACAUCACAUUACAUCAUUUCAUAAAUAGUUGCAUCUUUACUCAUUCAUUUUAUACAAGAAUUAGAUGCAAACCCGAUAAUUGAGAAAUGUACACAUUGAGACAUAGUUAUGUGUGUUUCCUGUCCUCUCUGAGGUCACCAAAUGAAACACACUCAACAUAACUGUCCCUUAAGUGUCCACAGACCCUUCCCACACUCUCAAAGGUGGACAAAUAGUUUAAUUUUGCCAUUUUGGGGAUUUAGGAGUUCGGCCACGUGAAUUCCUUUGUUCACUCUGUGGUCUCUCUCUGUAUGAAAAGGGGGAGAGAGUCUCCGCCAGGUAUUUACGACCCGAGAUAACAGAACCUGGAUGUAGGAGAGGGGGAAGCCACAAUCUAUACCCAGAAAAGGCCACAUCAUGACAAUAUGGAGUAUUUCAGUUUGAAUAUAAUGUACAUCAGUUUCCUUGUGUUCAAAUGUAGGAUAGAUCAGAUUCCAUGAGUUUUAAAUGGUCCUUUUUUUAAACUCUUUGUGUGUGUUUAUCUGGGUGUGUCAUUCCUCCAGCACUACAGAUAAUCAAGUGAUAUUUGGAUGUGAUGCAUUAGUUCCAUUGUUGACAUUUGCAUUGUUGGCCCACUGAUGAUUUAAUGAAAUGAAAAUGUUCAGACUCUGUAAUGGAAAAUGUUAAUUGUUUGUGUGUCCACAUAACUGAGUAUGUGACUAACCUUGUGAAACUGUCCUAUUAUAAGCUCCUGUUCUUGGGAGUAUCAUCCUGUGUUGCAAACCAAUUUGCACCUGUGUCCUUGUAUGAAUAAAGUCCCGCCCAGGAACAGGAAACUAUAAAGGUAUGUGCUCAUCACCCAAUGCUUCAGGAAUUCAGACUGUCUACACUGCGCUGUGUAACUCUGUUAUUCUCUCUGAGCUCAGAAAUAAAGAAUCUUGGUUUGACUUGGA